CACAGCCCUGUGAUUCCCCAUUUUCCAGAGGGGUAGGGUUGUGCCCCGUGCUUUUAAACAUCUACAUGAAACAGCUAAGUGCAAGCAUUCAGAAUUUUGGAGUAUCAUGCCAUGUGAGGCUGUGGAUGUACUAAGAUGUACCUAGCUGUGACAAUGGAAAGGAUGAGGGCUAAUAAACAGAAACUUACUCCAAACAAGACUUAGAUGCUGUUAGAGAGCCAUUCUUCUGGCAGGAUAGAGACUCUCAUCCUAUUGUGUACAGGGUUGUAUUCCCCUGAAAGAGUGGGUUUGUAGCUUAGGUGUUCUUCUGGAACACUUUAUGUCAUUUAAGCCCCAGGCAGCCUUAGUGGCAUUAAGAGUGCAUUGCCAUCUUUGCUUGGUGGCUCAGCUAUAUACCUUUCUGGACAUGGAUAACCUGGUUUCAGUUGUCUCUGCUCAGGUAAGCACCCAGUUAGCUUGCAACAAUCAACAUCUGAAUCAAGGUGUUGGUUUUGGCCUAUAAAGCCUUAACGCUGCUCAGGACUAUAUUUUAUGGAGCACCUCUCCCAGCUGAACCUUCAUUUAUCACCUAAUGUCUUCCUCCAGGUGCCUCCUCUAAGGGAAGCUUGAAAUAAAAGGAAAGAACUUCUUAGUGGUGGCUGCCAGGUUGUGGAAUCAGCUGUGCGAUUAGGCUGCCUAAUAUCAACAUUGUUAUCUUUUGGGCACCAGGUUAAGUUCUUACUCUUCUCUCAGGGUUGACCCUAUUCCAUAUGACACCCCGAAGCCAGCAGGCCACACACGGUUUGUCUGCAUCUCAGACACCCACUCCAGAACUGAUGGAAUCCAGAUGCCUUAUGGAGACAUCUUGCUUCAUACAGGAGAUUUCACUGAGUUGGGGCUGCCAUCAGAGGUUAAGAAGUUUAAUGACUGGUUAGACUUGGUUUUCCAUUGCCAGCAUGGAAGGAACCCUAAUGCAUGAGUUUCAGAGGAGAAGGUAGCAGUCUGAACCUGCUGUGUGGCUCGAUCAGCAAGCGAAACUUGCCCUAUGAAUAUAAAAUACUGAUUGCUGGGAAUCAUGAACUGACAUUUGAUAAAGAAUUCAUGGCAGACCUUGUUAAACAGGAUUACUACCGCUUUCCCUCUGUGUCCAAAUUGAAACCAGAGGACUUUGACAAUGUUCAGUCACUUCUGACAAACAGUAUUUACUUGCAAGACUCUGAGGUAACAGUGAAAGGAUUCCGAAUAUAUGGUGCCCCUUGGACACCAUGGUUUAAUGGAUGGGGCUUUAACCUACCCAGAGGUCAGUCUUUGUUGGACAAGUGGAACCUUAUUCCUGAAGGCAUUGAUAUAUUAAUGACCCAUGGACCUCCACUUGGUUUUCGAGACUGGGUUCCAAAGGAGCUGCAAAGAGUUGGCUGUGUGGAACUGUUAAAUACAGUACAAAGGAGAGUCAGGCCCAAGCUCCAUGUCUUUGGUGGAAUCCAUGAAGGUUACGGCAUUAUGACAGACGGUUACACAACAUACAUUAAUGCCUCAACAUGUACAGUCAGCUUUCAACCAACCAACCCACCAAUUAUAUUUGACCUCCCAACCCCGCAAGGAUCAUGAAGCUCCACGGCAUUGGGAAAAGGUCUAUAAACUGCCAUUUUUCUAAUUAAAAAACAUCCAUUCUCUUAAUGUGUUUAUUUACAAAUAAUGUGGGGCUUUUUUUGUAAAUUGUUGGUACAAAGGAGAAAAAAAAGAUAGAGGUUGUGCUUUUUUGAAAAUGCAGCAUCCAUUUGAGAUUGAUAAAACAUUGUGAAUUUGUAAAAUGAAGUUUUAUGUUUUCUUAAUUAACUUGCCAUUGUAAAUUGUUAAAUGUUCUCAAAAGGACAGCCAAGCUUUCUUUUAAUGAGUGAGACACCUUAUUUUAAUAUUAUUAAAUAAGAUUUUAAAAGGCAGUGUUCUUAAAAAAAUAAAAGACCCAAAUUUGCACAACUGUUAUUGUUUGUUUGUUUUUUAAAAAAAUAUUUCUAAUGAUAAAAUGCUACCCUCUCCUCAUUCCCCAUACUUACCAUCACGCAAAUGCAUCCUGACCCAAAGUUUUGUGUCUAUUCCUAGAUAAAUAUGGUCUACAGUCCAGCACACAGAGAAAUGUGAUUAUACUUAUUGAAAUAAAUGUGAUUAAGGCCACAAUCCUUUGGCCUCAUGAAUAUUGGCUUGGGUACCAUAGGAUUAUUCAGUGUACCAGCUCCAAGAUUCUGCAACCUCCCCAUUCUCCUGGCAGCUAACAUGGAGAGAAUUAACCCGGUUGCUUCUGAGUGUGCAGUUAGGUCUCAAAGAGCUAAAAAACAGGAGUGCUAGGUGGUGGGUAUGGGAGGAUGCGGGAGCUGAUGACUUGAAUCAGUUCCUAUUGGUUUGCCAAACUCAUGUCCUCCUACCCCCUAGCACUUAAUUUAGAUGACCAAAACUGGCCAUACAGGUGAAAUACAUAGUAUGAGGUGAGGCAAUGGUGGUGGAACUUGCUGCCAUAGCAUACUUCUUGCAUUGGAUGCAUGUCAUCCUCCCAGAUUUACUGGGUGCAGGCUUAUCUGCACCCAAUGUAGAGGUCACUAGAUUUUGCCCUGAGGAUGUCUACCAUAGUGUUGGAUUGUGAUCAUGGAGCUGUAAACAGGAAGAAGUACCAUUCAUUUCAGUAGGUGUUGAAUCUCAUUUAAGUGUGAGGCCCAGCACUUUCCACAGACAAGGAUGGAGAAGUCAAUCAUAGUCAGGAAGACUUUCAGGCCCAUUGGAGCUCCUGUGUCUACUGCAGAGCACUCUUACCUAUUAAUGGUAAUACAAAAAGUGAGAGGGAAAUAGUCUUUUAGGUUUAGUUUGUCUCUGCCUGCUUUAAUGACAAAUUAGAUAGCAGCAUCUUGUAUGUGAUUACCUAAAUUGUCACUGUUUGGGUAAGUUUCUUAAAUUAUUUUAGCUUUAAAAAUACGGGGAUGAAAACUGCAAUGAGCAGGUGUUCCAUGCAGUAAAAACAUGUAAAUGCGGACUUCUUUUAAAUAUGGAUUUUAUAUAUAUUUUUUGUGCAUUAUAACUAAGCAAGGCAUUUAAUAUUGCCUGUGUAGCAUCUGCAAAAUUAUGCUGUACAGCACAUCUAAAUUAUGAAGGAUGUGACAUUGUUUUUCCAAGUGCUCAAGGCCUUCAAGAGCUUGAGUUUAAAAUCUUUGUGCAGUUUCAGGCAUGUAUAGAAUCAAAUGAAUACAAUCAAGCCUAACUAAAAUAAGGCUUUGUUGUCCUUUAUAUUUAAAAUAUUCUUGAAUUGUCUUUCCAUUUCUUUUUUCCCUUAUUUUGCACUGUGUGUAAAUGCAAUCUUGCUAGCACAAAAUAUUGUUGCAAAUAGUUAUUUCUGUUCUACCACUGUAAAUGCUAUUGAGCUUUAUUCUGUUUUAUGUUAUCUUCAUGGAAUUUAGGAAAGCAGUUGUUUCUUUAAAUUUAUUGCGAUAUUAUAUAUCUAGCGGCCUUUAUAUGCAAAUAAAAUUGCAAGAUUUUUAAAUA
Varanus komodoensis (Komodo dragon) is the source of this 3504-nucleotide messenger RNA. RefSeq names its product metallophosphoesterase domain containing 2 (gene MPPED2). Gene Ontology annotation, molecular function: hydrolase activity. The record is from RefSeq and is a predicted model, not a curated record. Lineage: Eukaryota; Metazoa; Chordata; Lepidosauria; Squamata; Varanidae. The transcript is spliced from 7 exons. Bases 955 to 1587 code for a protein of 210 amino acids.